Tribolium madens (black flour beetle) is the source of this 1951-nucleotide messenger RNA. RefSeq lists its product as uncharacterized. The record is from RefSeq and is a predicted model, not a curated record. Gene Ontology annotation, biological process: monocarboxylic acid transport. The transcript is spliced from 6 exons. Gene Ontology annotation, molecular function: monocarboxylic acid transmembrane transporter activity. Lineage: Eukaryota; Metazoa; Arthropoda; Insecta; Coleoptera; Tenebrionidae. Bases 139 to 1917 code for a protein of 592 amino acids.
AUAAGAUAAGAAGUGCUAGUAUCUGUUCGUUUGAAAUAUUCAUUCCUUUAGUGAGGAAAUCUCGCUUAUAUUCUUUCCAGUCAUGCGAAACUAAAUAAAAUUUAAUAUGAUGUAUGUAAACGAGAAAAAAUCGUGACAAUGGGCCGACCUACUUCAAGGCUAAGUGACAAUUUGAAUGAAAAUUGGAAAACACCCUAUUUAGAAGUAAUUUCAGUCGGAGUAGUACAGUUUCUCUUAUCGCUACAGAUACUUUGUUAUGGCGUGUUUAUAAUGCAAUUUAUUUCGGAAGACUUAUACAAUCUAAAAACCGGAUUAUGGACAGCUAUUAUUUUCGUCAGUGUUUCAAAGAUUACAAAUUCCUGGACAAAAUCUUAUUGUAAACAUUUGGACAAUAUUAGGCACAAAAUACACAAACGUAACAUUAUUGUUGCAACUUUUUUUUUAUUUAUUGAACUUGUUACAAGUUCAUUUAUUAACACGAAAACUGCCCAGAUCGUUCUAUAUGGAUUGUGUGGAGGUAUACUUUCAAGCAUUAUUCACGUCCAUUGUAAAUAUGCAACUUCUCAAGCGUUUGAAAAUCGACCAAAACUUUUUGACAUGACUGAUCAAUUGGUCAAAGCUUUUAGUUUGAUUUUCAUGCCCCAUUUCGUUCUGUUUUUGUCAAAUUUAUACAAGACAAAACACUGCCUGUUGAUUUUAGGUGCCCUUAUGCUUAAUAUUAUCCCAAUAUGUCUCCUCAUUAGAAAAACGCAACACAAAAAAUCUCCACUUUGCAAGUUUAAAACUCUCGAAAGGUUAUCAAUUGAAAUGGAAGAUUUGAACCAUAAGCCCCCUAUUAUCACAGAACCGUCAUCAUCGUCGUCAUCCAGUGAUGAAGAUGAAGAAAAAGUAGAAGAAUAUGAGGUUACGAUAACUGAACCAACGCCUCCAAAUAACAUUCAAAAAUAUUUCCAAAAUGUUGGUGUUAAGAUUUUGCCAAAUAUACCAGAAGAAAACGAAUUGGAAGAAGAAGAGGACAUUAAUGAAAUCACCAGUAAAAGGUUGAGCAGGAUUAGUGCUAUUUUACAAGAAUUGAACGAAAAUAAUCGCAAAAGUGUCAACUUGAGUGUGAUUAAUUUGUAUCAACCGGAUGAAAUUGUUGAAAGUGUUGAGCAUGAAGAUGAGGAAUUAAGUGAACCUCGUCCAAAAAAAUCCAGAUGUUUUAGUAUUACUUCCAGUGUUUUGUUUGAAUUAGAGGCAAAGAAAACUAAACUGAAAUCAUUUUUUUACGAAUAUUUUAUUAAACCUGUGCCCAGGACAUUGAGAAGUUUUUAUUUUUAUCCGGCAGUUUUAUCGAAUGUUAUUACUACGCUACUAUCAACAGUUGUUAUUGUAACAGCCCCGUAUAUGAUGUGUCUAAAAAACAAUCAUGGAAACCACACAGAAGCCACAUUUAUUUUGACAAUAAUUGGAUUUUCGUGGCUUUUUUUUCUAGCCGGACACCCAGUUUUUAGUAAACUUUCACCACUGAAAACCCAAAUUUUGUUCCUUAUUGGACUUUCAGUCUCAGGAUUCAGUUUAUUUAUUGUUCAUAAAUUUAGUUACGAUAAUUUUACGUUAUUUUCUCUGACUUUUGGAAUAGGUCAUGGAAUAAUCACUUACACGGAAAACAAAAAUUGUGAGAAUUUUUUUGGACAAACAAAUUGGAAGAAAUUGCAAGGGGCGCUCGAAAUUUGUACUGGAUUUAUUGUGAUAUUAGUUUACGUAAUUAUUUAUUUUUCUAAUUUAGAAAUUGAUGUUUUCUUGUCUUAUGCUUAUUGGGUUUAUGUUUUUAACGUGUCUCUGUGGAUUGUGUCGUAUAUUUUGAAAAAAAUUGUGUUUAAUAUCAAACAUGUGCGAAGUUAUAACUGCCAACGGUAUUCCGAUUUUAAUUUUUAAAUUUCAUUGUUGAAUAAAUAUCGUUUUACUCGUU